Haliotis rufescens (red abalone) is the source of this 3186-nucleotide messenger RNA. RefSeq lists its product as uncharacterized. The record is from RefSeq and is a predicted model, not a curated record. The coding region runs from base 1 to 3186 and encodes 1061 amino acids. The transcript has a single exon. Gene Ontology annotation, biological process: proteolysis; DNA integration. Lineage: Eukaryota; Metazoa; Mollusca; Gastropoda; Lepetellida; Haliotidae. Gene Ontology annotation, molecular function: nucleic acid binding; aspartic-type endopeptidase activity.
AUGGUUGAUGACUGCGGGGAAGAGACUUCUGAUGAAGAUGAGUUUGUCUUUCUGUCACAAGGUGAGAAAACCAAAUCUCCAAAGUUCACCAUGAAGAUUAAUGGACAACCUGUUAUCAUGUUAGCAGAUUCAGGUGCAUCUAUCAACACAAUUUCAAAAACUGUGUACCAGUCCCUCCGACCUAAACCCAAUCUACAAGAAUGCAGAACAAAGGUGUUUCCUUAUGGAAAGAAGAAACCAGUGCAUGUGCUAGGACGUUUCACAGCCACGAUUGCAUCGAAGACCGCAUCUGCUGAAGCGAAAAUAUGUGUCGUGUCUGACGUUGAUGAGUGUUUGUUGAGUUGGCAAAUGGCACAGGAACUUCAUCUGCUAAAAAUACAUGAAUCCGUGUAUUCUUGCAAAUCUGAAGAUCUGAUUACAGAAUACAGUGAUUUGUUCACGGGACUCGGCAAGCUGAAAGAUGUGAAAGUACAGUUGCAUAUCGACAAAGAUGUUCAACCAGUGGCUCAACAGUACAGACGUGUACCAUUUCAUGUCAGGAAGGACAUAGAAACCCAGAUCAAAUCUGAUUUGGAACGUGACGUCAUUGAACGAGCUUCAGGUCCAACACCCUGGGUGUCUCCUUUAGUGGUAGUCCCUAAACCAAGUAGUCCUGGCAAGGUGAGAGUUUGUGUUGACAUGAGAUAUCCAAAUACAGCCAUAAAGCGAGAAAGACACAACUCACCAACACUGGAAGAACUCACAACUAUUCUCACAGGGGCUAAAGUUUUUAGCAAACUUGACCUUAAUCAGGGUUAUAACCAGCUUGAAUUGGUCGAAGAAUCCCGGAAUAUCACCACUUUUGCCACACACCUUGGAUUAUUCAGGUACAAACGCUUGAAUUUUGGAAUCAACAGUGCUGCUGAAGUAUUCCAAGAAACCAUUAGACAAGCUGUCAGUGGUUUGAAUGGUGUCAUCAAUAUCAGUGACGACAUUCUGGUCCAUGGGGGUGAUCAACAGUCAAAUGACACAAAUCUACAUGCCUUGUUUGAACGUCUCCGUGAAAUGGGACUAACUUUAAACAGUGACAAGUGUGUUUUCAACAAGCAUUCAAUUGAGUUUCUUGGACAUGUGUUCAGUGCUGAUGGCAUAACACCAAGCCAGGCAAAACUGUCUGCAAUCCUAGAUAUGCCACCACCCAAAAAUGUUUCGGAAGUGAGGAGCUUGCUUGGAAUGAUGAACUUAGGUGGUGCUCGUCAUGUUCCAAAUUAUGCGACAGUAACCUAUGAACUCCGCCACCUGACUCGCAAGGAUGCUCAGUGGGACUGGACAGAGAAACACCAAACAGCCCUUGACAACCUGAAAUCUGAACAGUGUAAAGCGACAACACUGAGUUUCUUUGAUCCACAAAAACAUACAGAGCUGUAUGUUGACGCAAGCCCUGUUGGUUUGUGUGCGGUGCUUACUCAACCAGAUUCAGAUGGAAAACCCAAAGUGAUUCAGUUUGCAAGCAGAUCGCUCACACCCACAGAACAGAGGUACUCUCAAACUGAACAGGAAGCUUUGGCUGUCACUUGGUCUUGUGAACAUUUUCACAUAUAUGUGUUUGGAUCAGUGUUUACCAUAUUCACCGAUCAUAAGCCAUUAACUACACUGUUCGGGAACCCAAAGGCAUCGUUACCUCCCAGAAUUGAAAGAUGGGUGAUGAGGAUUCAGCAAUAUCAAUUCAAGAUUGUCUACAGACCAGGAGCAGAUAAUCCGGCAGAUUAUCUUAGUAGACAUCCAGUCCAGAUAUGUGCAAGUCAUAGAGAAGAGAAGAUUGCUGAAGAAUACAUUAACUAUGUUGUUACCACAGCAAUCCCUAAAACCAUGACGACAGACUAUGUUGCUAAGGCAACAAGGAAUGACCCAGUAUUACAAGCUGUUAUUCAGGCCUUGAACACAGGCAACUGGAAGUCAAGCAAUAAUGUAGACAAGGUGUAUGACUCUUUGUACAAGUGUCGUAAUGAACUGUCUGUCGCCAUGAACAAUCAAAUACUGUUGAAAGGUGCUCAAAUUGUGUUGCCACCAAGCUUACGCAGACAAGCUGUUGAUCUAGCUCAUGCUGGUCACCAGGGCAUCGUGAAAACAGUUUCCCUGCUUCGUGAGAAGAUAUGGUUUCGUGGAUUGCACAAUAUGGUGGAACAUGUGGUUAAAAACUGCAUGACAUGUCAAAUCACAACUGAUUUGCCAGCACGUGAACCCCUCAAAAUGUCAGAAUUGCCAGAUGGACCAUGGCAAGAGCUUAGUGCUGAUUUCGGUCAGAUAUCAACUGGUGAAUAUCUGCUGGUGGUGCAAGAUGAAUAUUCACGUUAUGUCAUUGUAGACAUACUUAAGGGCAUCUCUGGUCGCAAUGUAAUUCCAAGACUUGAGAAAAUCUUUUCAGAGUUUGGGAUACCACAUCAGCUCAAGACGGACAAUGGCCCACCAUUUAAUGGCUACGAGUUCAGUACAUAUGCAGAGCACACUGGAUUCAAACAUCGGAAAAUAACUCCAUUAUGGCCGCAAGCCAAUGCAGAAACUGAACGCUUCAUGCGUACCAUCAAAAAGUGCAUUAAAGGUGCUAUUGCACAAGGACAAAACUGGAAACAGGAAAUGUAUCGAUUCCUGUUGUCUUACCGGACAACACCACACACGUCAACAGGUGUUCCUCCAGCAACCGCCAUGUUUAACAGAAAUCUGCGAAAUCGUCUGCCUAGUUUGUCCAAGUCAUCAAAAUCCAGAAACAGGAAAAAGAGACAGAGAGACAUGGCAGCUGCCAUGAAGCAGUAUGCUGACAGAAAGGCUUAUGUCAAGCCACACAGUUUCAAGGAAGGGGAUGCAGUUCUCCUGAAAGACAUGUCAAUGAGGAAGUCCAACACCCCAUAUGAGCCUGUGCCUUUAACAGUAACAUCCACAAAAGGCUCGAUGAUCAGUGCAGAGUGUGGGGGGAGGAAGGUAACAAGAAACAGCAGUUUCUUUAAGACGUCACCCCAACAUCCUACUCACUCCAAUAUUCAGGACACAGUUGACACACCUGAAUGUGAUGGUCAACAAGUUCCAGUCAGUGACAAUGAAGAUCAAGCAGUGAUUGAUCCUAUUGAACAUGUUGAACCAAAUGUACCUAUGCGCAGAAAUCCAACAAGAGAUCGAAGACCUCCGAGUAAAUACAAGGACUUUUUCAUGUAA